GUGUAGCACGCCCUGACAGCCUGAAUGGCUUACUGCGAAUUCUUGUCCAUGCAACCUUGUGGUUGCCCCCGCUUCUUGGAGGUUGGUUCAACAGGAGCCAAGACAUCAUUUUCAGGGGGCUCGACAUCAGAAAUGCGUACUUAAAUUUGUCUCGGCUUUUCCAUUCUUCUGGUCGCUCGUUUCUUCAUCUUACUUCCUCUGCUGCUAAAGACCAUGGGGAAAUCAUCACGGUUUGCUUCUGGCCUCCGGCUGUUGGCUGGAGCCUCUGCCUCGAUCCAAUCGGGCAUUGCCAUGCCUGAAGGCGCUGGCUUGAACUGCUGCGGUGCUCUAUCUCAACUGCCCGAGCUCAGAGAACGCAUCGUCUAUCCCAACACGACUCUCUACCAGGAGCGCCUUCAGUCAUUUUAUUCCGCUAACGCAGCAUUGCCGCCUCACUGCAUUCUGUUGCCAGAAACAACAAAAGAUGUCUCACAACUUAUGGAUGUGAUAUCCAAAAACCACUGCUCUUUUGGCAUUCGAAGCGGCGGCCACUCCGCGUUCCGAGGCGCGAACUCUGUAGAUAAUGGAGUCACGAUUGACUUUGGCUACAUGAACCAGACUCAUUAUGAUGUUGGCACGACCAUCGCCUCCGUCCAACCAGGUGCUAGAUGGGGUGCUGUUUACGAGGCCCUCGACCCUUACGGCGUGACAGUUGCAGGAGGAAGGGCUGACGUUGUAGGAGUCGGGGGUUUUAUCACUGGGGGUGGCUACUCCUUCCACGCCGGCACAAUGGGCUGGGCAUGCGAUGCUGUUCAUAAUUUUGAGCUGGUGCUUGCCAAUGGUUCCGUGAUCAACGCGAACGGCAACGAACAUGUGGACCUUUUCCAGGCUAUAAAAGGAAGCUCGGGAAACCUCGGUCUUGUCACGAGGGUAGACUUGUACACACUCAAUUCGACCCAGAUCUGGGGCGGCUUUCUCACCUACGACUGGGCGGACCGCGCUGCCGUCUUUGAUGCGUACCUUCAAUUUUCAGAGGACUUUGACAAUGACCCGACAAGUGAGGCUCUUGUGUCCCUUGGGUACGCGUCAGGUAGUCUCACUCUACAGGCGCUCUUAAGCAAUACCCAAGCUCAAGUCGCUCCGCCAGCUUUCGACAAAUUUACCACCAUCAGAAAUCUGUCCGACACUUCGGUUGUCACCUCCGUCGCCGAAUUGGUGCCUGCAUUCACGGGAGCGACCCCACUUGGGGUGUAUCCGAAUUGGUUCAGUGGCUCUGUGGCCAAUUCUGCCGUUGCUGAAUUCUUGGAGUUUUACUACCAAGCUUUGAAAGAAUUUACCGGCAGAAUGGAAGCAGCCAUACUCCACAACUCGUCGCUGAGUAUCAUCGCCUCGAUGCAGCCAAUACCUCGCGCAUUCGUGGAUAUCAGCAACAAGAGGGGCGGCAACGUCCUCGGAUUAGAAACCUUAGUAGCAGACGGGCCGGUCGCAUCUUGGCUGUUGGCAGUCACUCUGACCAAGGAGGACGACCAGCCUGCUGUCUUGGCCCUCGCAGAGGAGCUCGUGGGCAAGCUGGAAGCUUAUGCUGACUCGCUUGGAGCGAACAAAGAUUGGCAUUACUUGAACUACGCAUACAAAACCCAGGAUCCUAUCGCUGGAUAUGGAGAAGAGGCUGUUGCCAAGAUCAAGGCAGCCUCAGCAGCAUACGACCCACAAGGCGUUUUCCAGGUAUUGAGACGCUCCGGAUUCAAGAUACCUGCUUAGGGGGUUGGAACACUGGUUCCAUCCUAGACUUGCAUGUUGACGGUAAUUGGCAAUAUAGAGAAAUGGCCGUAGUCUUGACAGCUUCCAACCACUAAAAGAUAACUAAGUUUGUUUA
This is a messenger RNA of Diaporthe batatas, 1855 nucleotides long. RefSeq lists its product as uncharacterized. The record is from RefSeq and is a predicted model, not a curated record. The coding region runs from base 214 to 1740 and encodes 508 amino acids. The transcript has 4 exons. Gene Ontology annotation, molecular function: FAD binding. Lineage: Eukaryota; Fungi; Ascomycota; Sordariomycetes; Diaporthales; Diaporthaceae.